Molecule: messenger RNA, 1128 nt
Organism: Bufo gargarizans (Asiatic toad)
Lineage: Eukaryota; Metazoa; Chordata; Amphibia; Anura; Bufonidae
Gene: RLN3
Product: relaxin 3
Exons: 3
Coding region: 655-1128 (157 amino acids)
Cellular component (GO): extracellular region
Molecular function (GO): hormone activity
Source: RefSeq, a predicted model, not a curated record
ACUUCUAACAGCUUGAAAAAUGUAGCAACAGUGACCCACGCCUGUAUCGCGCGCGCAAUACGCGCAUAUUACAUUGACGAUUUUCGCAAGCAAGAAAAUGAUGGCGAAUUCAUGAUGAAUAUUCGCCCAAAUAUUCUCAAAAUAUCGCAAAUUCGAAUAUUGCCCCAGCCGCUCAUCACUAGUCACCACAAGAACACGAAGGCCUGAUCCUUCCACGUGGUCCACUUUUCUCUUUUGGUGUGGAGAUGGUAGCCCCGAGCGGUUUCUCAUCACCCAUUGGUCAGUCCUGAGUUUCUGUCGUAAGUAGACCACUAUGAUGUCAGCGGCUGAGCAUGGAUAAUAAGUGACAUCACUGGAAUGUGCCUUCGUAAUCUCCGGCGCGCAGUGUGUAAUGGCGUCCGCUGGACUUGUCAAGUAGUAAAUGAGAGUGAUUUUCUGCUACUGACGAGCUCUGAAUAAUUCCUGCUUGAUUAUUCUUUGGAAAGGUUAUCUCUGCCCUCAGAGCUGGUCUGGGAGGAGGGGGUCGCAGAGCAAAGGUUCUUAUCUCUUCCUCAGGGCCACACCGCCUCCUUAUAAGAGGGUGGCCCACAGUCCUGGAGAAGUUCUCAUUCAUUCUCGUCACCUGUCGCUGCUGCCCGGGGACCAUCCAGCGUAAUGCAGCGACUGGCACCGGCUCUCUUGACGCUCCUGUGGCUGUUGGCCAUGCACGGCGGUGCCCAUGGCAGCGUCAGAGUGCCCACAAUCGGGGUGAAGCUGUGUGGAAGAGAAUUCAUACGGGCUGUCAUCUUCACAUGCGGAGGGUCCCGGUGGAGGCGAAGUGACCUCAUGCAAACAGACAGUAUCACAGGGGACCCCGCAGAUCUUUUUGGGAACCUGAGACCCACAGACAGAGAUUCGGAUGAAGAAGAGAUGUUUGGCGAGUGGACUACUAACUUACGACCUCCCAACAAUGAAAUCAUGGACUAUGGAUCUCCUCAAACCUGGAGAGACACCACAGUGGGCAGGCAUGGAGCAUCAGAGGACGCCGUAAGGGCGGUGGAAAGGAGAGGAAGAGAGGCAGCACUGGGCUUGUCCAACACGUGCUGCAAGUGGGGAUGUAGUAAAAGUCAGAUUAGCUCCCUUUGCUGA